ACUUAAAUCAUUUUUCAAAUUGAACCGCCAACUUUAAUGUUAUCGAUUUCCGAUAUUUUCGGCGGAAGACAUUCAAAAGAAGUCAUCAAAAAAGGGAAGCGUAAACAGCAACACACAAGAAAUGGAAGUCAAUGUGGAUUUUAGCGAAAUAUCAUCGAAGCUGCAUCAGAAAUACGCUCAGCAUGUGAAGAACCUGAAGGAGCUGUGCGUGUCCAAGACGGUGAUGAAUCCGAGUGCCUUCUUCGACAGUAUGCAGCAGAUGAUGGAGGAGGAGGCGGCCACCAGCACGCCAGCCGAGGAUCUGGGCUCGGUGUCUGAGUAUGCGGAGCUUUUCAGGACCCUGGAGGAGUACCCGGCCAACCUGCAGCGGAUGCCCAAGAAGCGGGAGCUGCAGCGCACCAACUCGACGAUGCUGCGAGGAGCGGAUGAGUCUGUGGCCAUCAACACCUCCAAUGUUUCGCUCAGCCUGACGCGUCUGGAGGAGCAGAGCAGUGCCGUGGAUGUGUACAACGACUUCAAGGCCUUCCAGCAAAAGCUGGCCAAGAUCUACGACGAGGCCGCCGCCCUGGACACUACCGAAUCCAUAUACAAACAGAAGUUGAGCCAGCUCCAUGGCUUCGCGCAGCAGGUGGAGAAGUUGAUGCCCAGCGGAGGUGAGUCCCCGCCGGAUCCAUUUACACUUGAGCAGCAGGAGAAGCUACUGACCAUCGCCGCCAACAUGGAGCAGCUGAACUACCUGCGCUCUAACAGCCUUCAGCUGCCCAAUCCCAGCGAGAUCCUGGCCAACGGGAGUCUGGCCGCCCGCCUGGAAAUGUUCGUCGAGGUCCUCAACUAUGCUCUUCUUCAAAUCAGUAGCUAUAAUAUGGCCUUGAUUUGA
This is a messenger RNA of Drosophila gunungcola (fruit fly), 877 nucleotides long. RefSeq names its product augmin complex subunit msd5 (gene msd5). The transcript has a single exon. The record is from RefSeq and is a predicted model, not a curated record. The coding region runs from base 122 to 877 and encodes 251 amino acids. Lineage: Eukaryota; Metazoa; Arthropoda; Insecta; Diptera; Drosophilidae.